Lottia gigantea (owl limpet) is the source of this 3765-nucleotide messenger RNA. RefSeq lists its product as hypothetical. The transcript has a single exon. The record is from RefSeq and is a predicted model, not a curated record. NCBI's taxonomy places the organism in Eukaryota, Metazoa, Mollusca, Gastropoda, Lottiidae. Gene Ontology annotation, cellular component: cytoplasm; nuclear membrane. Gene Ontology annotation, biological process: protein import into nucleus. Gene Ontology annotation, molecular function: small GTPase binding. The coding region runs from base 229 to 3102 and encodes 957 amino acids.
CUCCAUGAACUGUUAUUAGGUUGUGAAUCUAUUUCGUAUUAUAACUUACUAGUUCAGUGAUGACUAUUCUAGAAACUUUAUUUCCGAUUGAGAUAUAGGACACACUAAAUGUUCUGAAUUCUGGAGGAGCCGAAAAGGUGUGUUGAAAGUCAUAAGGAUCGGAUGUGGGAUAAAUUCAUUGCUUACCACAUUUCAAUCACAAAUUCCAGACUCAAAACAACCUGAGAUAUGGCGACUCAGUAUACAGCGGCGAAUGUUGAAGAAGCUGUAAAACAGUUUUAUUGUAAUACAGGAAUACAACAAGAAGUUCACAAAUGGCUCACAGCUGCUCAAAUCAGUCCAGAGGCGUGGUCCUUCUGCUUUGAACUGUUGUCAAAAGACAAAGGUUAUGAAGUCCAGUUUUUUGGAGCUAGCACCCUUCAUACUAAACUUUCUCGAUACUGGCACGAAGUUCCCCCUGACCAAUAUGAAAGUCUCAAGAAUAAAAUUAUGACCAAGGUCAUGGAGUUUUCUACUCAACCGAAAAUGGUGUUCACACGACUUUGUGUUGCUUUAGUGUCAUUAUUAUUACAUACAGCACCCGAAUAUUGGCCGGAUCCUAUUCAGAAUCUAAUCACAGUAUUUCAAGAAGGAGAAAUUCCUAAUAAUAAUGUGGUUCAGAGAUGUAAAAUUCUCUUAGAAAUUCUCAAAGUGAUACCAGAAGAGUUUUUUACAACAAAUUUAUCACAGAAAAGACGAGUUGCUUUGAGAAUCGAAUUACAAAAAGGGCUGACGAUUAUUUUACCGUUAAUUCAAGGACUUCUGUCUCCAUCAACACCAACAGAAAUCUACAACCAAGCUUUAUGUACAUUCUCUAGUUGGGUAGAGUUUGGUAUUCCCAUGAAUGAUGGUGAAGAGAUAAUCGGUCAUGUCUUUCAGGCCCUGAAUAAUCCAGAACUAUUUGAUACAGCUGUGGAUGCUCUAGUCAAUGUGUUUUCACACCCAGAUUCACAUCGUUUCCCCUACACCAUCCAAAAACUCUUACCCCAGAUAGAACUGUUACAGUGUAUGUUUCAAAAAGCUAUAGAAGAUUUAGACAUUGAAAAAAGUCAUGGAAUUUGUCGCAUAAUUGUCACAAUUGCUGAAAAUCACACAAAAUUGAUCACUGACUCUGUUCUUAGUGAUGAUGUAACACAUAGAAAUAACGCUAUGCAGUUAGUUAAAAUGGUUUUAAGUUGUACAUCAUUGCCAGGUCAUUUUCCAGUAGAUGAAGGCUGCAGUGAUCAGACCUUUACAUUCUGGUAUGUCUUACAAGAUGAGAUCACUAAUACAGAUGGACCUAAACAAGCUCAGCUCUAUAUGAUGUUCCAGCCAGUAUUUUUCUCGUUAAUGGAAGUUCUUUUGGUAAAAGUCCAACAUCCUGAUGAUAAGGAAUAUGCGUCUUGGACAGCCGACGAGAAGGAACAAUUUCGAUGUUACCGUCAAGACAUUGGGGAUACCAUGAUGUAUGCAUUCAAUAUUCUGCAGGAACCGUUAUUGGGAUAUCUAUGCAAUGUUAUCCAUGGAAUUGUGUCAAAUUCGACUGGAGCGCCUAACAAAUGGCAAGUGAUCGAAGCCAUUUUCUUUCUAUUUGGUUCCGUAGCUGAAAGUGUAGCUCUUGAGGAAUCGCAACAUUUGCCCAACUUGUUUAAAAUGUUACCUCAAAUCCCUUUCACGAAUAAUAAACUCAUUUCCACGGCGUUAUACAUGAUUGGAUGUUUUGGUGAAUGGAUGAAUUAUCAUCCUGAUAUUUUAGGAUGUAUCGUCCCUUUGUUAUUACAAGGAUUAGGGAAUGCGGAAGUGGCAACGUCAGCCACGAUGGCUUUGAAAGACGUAACAAGAGAAAACCUGGAUCAUGUUCAACCUUAUGCACACCAAAUCAUUCUAGCUAGUCAAACAGUACUGGAGUCGAAUACCCUAAAAGAGAGAGACAAUCUCAGACUUAUGUCUAGCGUUGGACAGGUUUUGACUGUGCUGCCAUUCCAAGACAUCCUGCAAUAUCUGGACCGUAUCUUAGCGCCUCAUCUCCAGCAACUAGAGCAGCUGAUAAAGCAGGAACCUUCUAUGGAAAUUAAACCAAUGUUAUUACUGAAAAUUAAUUUAUUAAGUUGGUUAUUUUCCUCGUUAGAUACUGACAGAGAACCUUCGGAAGAUGAUGAAGGCCCACCUAGCCCUGUGAAACAACCCUCUAAUGAGCCCAAACCUGUGUUUAUUGUCCUUCAAAAAAUUAUCCCUUUAAUUAAUUCUCUAGUUUCUAAAUGGAUAAACGAUAUCCCUGUCAUUGAAGCAGUUUGUGAACUUUUUAAAUGUGCUUUGAGAACUUUAAUGGAUGAUUUUAAACCUCUUGCCGAGGAUGUGAUGAAAAUGGCGUGCCAGAUUUAUGAAGCCGUUCCCAACGUUCCAAUUUUAGAUUUGUCAAGGCUUAUGAUUCUGAUGUUCGCCUCCGAACAGAGUCUUGCGAUGGUGUCACAAACACUGUUCGUUACUGUGUGUAACAAGACUUUAUCUUUGUGUCAGAAUCUUUCCAGAGAAUACACAGAUUUGAUCGAAGGAUUUAUGAAUCUUUUAACUCAAGUCUUGAAAAAGGACAAAAAAUAUUUGGUGCUGAACAGUUCCAUCAGUCCGUCUGCCUUUUUCCAUUCUGGAUUGGUUGCCAUGUCACUUCCAGAACAUCAUACUGUACGAUCAGCAUGCUCAUUUUUAUGCGAGUUUCUUCAUGUAGGUCAAGAAAAUCUACCAAUCAAACAAGUGAUCAAAGAAAAUGGCCACCUGCUGGUGGAUCGUAUCUUACAAGCCAUUGGUGGAAAUUCUCCAAGAGGGGUCAUUGAAUAUAUAGCAGACGUCAUUCUCUGUUUGAAUAAAUAUCAUUUUGAGUUUUCUCAUCAAUGGCUGUCGGCCAUGAUAGAACAAGAUGGCUACCCUUCUCUACAUGCACCGAAAAAGGAAAAGGAGAUAUUCGUGAAGACUAUUUCUCGCGAGCGAAUGAAUAAACGUAAGAUUCGAGACACUGUGAAAGAAUUUACGUUGUUAUGUCGUGGUCUGCUAGGAACGGAAUAUGGUGCUCAGGCAGCUGCGUUGUUGUAAAAUUUCAGACCCGUUGUUUUCAAAGUUCUGUUUAUAUAUUAGGGGUUUUCCAAUGAACUCUUUGUGUGCUGCAGUUAAUUGUAAUCCUUCGAUUCCAUAUCGAUAUGAAAUGAUAUUUUUAGAGAGUAUAAAUGUGAUAGAUCUGCAAAAUGAAAUGUAAUAUCCAGAUAAUUUCAGUGGCUGAAAAUUUAAAGAAUUAAUAAUAAUUGCAUGGGGAAACUUGCUAUUUUACGAAUCUCUCUGAAAAUAGUAAUUUUAUCUCAGAUUUUGAAUAAGAAAGGGUCUUGGCCCUCUCACCACAGCUCUCACCAGUUGCAUAUGGUUGCUAAUAAGAAUAGCGGUCAUGAUGUUCAAACACAAUUCUCAUGCAACUAGGUAGUGAGUUAUGGUAAUCAAUAUGGUGUAAGUCCACCUUUACUUCUUUUAUUUAUUAAAAUGCAAAAAAAAAACUUAUUGUAAUGUAGAAAUGGAAUGACAUAUUGUAUUGUAUUAAAUGAUUUAUGCUGUGAAAGUGUUCCAAUUGUCUAAAUUCAUUAUCCAUUUAUUUGUUUAUUUUAGAUGUGUGAAAAUAUGUACAUAAUAUAUUUAUUUAAUGUGUCCAAUCAAAUAGUGCUCUCUCUUGUGAUCUUAUGUCUUAAUAUAUAAAAAUUGUUUUUUGUUUUU